Messenger RNA from Mesocricetus auratus (golden hamster), 1731 nucleotides. It is a transcript of the gene Lrtm1, whose product is annotated as leucine rich repeats and transmembrane domains 1. Gene Ontology annotation, molecular function: protein binding. The transcript is spliced from 3 exons. Lineage: Eukaryota; Metazoa; Chordata; Mammalia; Rodentia; Cricetidae. The coding region runs from base 529 to 1626 and encodes 365 amino acids. The record is from RefSeq and is a predicted model, not a curated record. Gene Ontology annotation, biological process: positive regulation of synapse assembly; regulation of presynapse assembly; axonogenesis. Gene Ontology annotation, cellular component: membrane.
CACCCCCUCCCCCCGCUACGAACACUCAGUGAGGGUUGACACAGCAUGGUUGAUAAGUCAACAGAAUGCAGAAGCCACAGCCGGAUUAAGAAGGCUGUUUUAUUUUGGUGCCCAGGACUUCAAGCAGAUUAAAUAAUCAAAAGGGCCGGGCCACUGGGGUCAUGUUUGAAUGCUACAGCUGCUCACUAAGGUCUGACCAACAUUCUUUACGGGGCUUGCUAUCUGAAUGGGAGAGGCAGAGGAGAUCCCAGGGAGGCUGACAGUGUGGGAAAAAAAGACGGGACAGAAUCGAAAGACCCUCCUAUGGAAAAGGACCCCAGCAGACGGGGACACGACGGGCUGCUUUAAUAAUUGACCUCCCGAAGGCAGAAACUGUUUUCUGCAGCAGAGAAAGAGCCCAUGCUGGAUUCUGGAAAACCGAAUGGAAAGCUGGCCCCGAGUUUGCCGUGGGGCCCGGGUGUGUUGAUCCGUAAGCACACAAGGCAGAGGUACGUGUUGGAGUGGGGCUCGCACUGCAGAGACUGAGCCAUGAAAGGUGCUCUGCUGCUGUUUUCCAGUGUGAGUAUCCUGCUCCCAGGUGUGGGCAGCUGCCCCAAGAAAUGUUUGUGUCACCCAUCUUCAAACUCCGUGGACUGUGGUGGCCAGGGGCUGUCCACGGUUCCUCCUGAUCUACCCCCGUGGACACUAACCCUACUCUUACAAGACAACCAGAUCCACUGGCUUCCUGCUCUUGCAUUUAGGGCUGUGCCACGGCUCAACACCUUAAAUUUGUCGAACAACUCUCUUUCGAAUCUGGCUUCAGAGGCUUUCUAUGGACUUCGGCACUUGGAGGUUUUAAACCUAACCCAAAACUCCUUGCUUUCCCUGGAAAGCAGCCUUGCCCAUGCCCUGCCUGGGCUCAGGGAGCUGGAUCUGUCAUCCAACAGCCUCAGUCUCCUGCCCACAUCCCUGGGCAAGCCUUGGGAGAACCUGACGGUGUUUUCCAUGCAGCGGAAUCGUCUCCUACAUCUGGAUCGUGCGCUUCUAGAGGCCAUGCCCAAGGUGAGGCUGGUGCUUCUUCAGGACAACCCCUGGAAAUGUGACUGCCACUUGCUGGGUCUGAAGCUCUGGCUGGAGAGAUUCACCUUUGAAGGGGGUGUGACAGACGGUGCCAUCUGCAGGCUGCCUGAACCCUGGAAGGGAAAGGAUCUCCUCUCCAUUCCCCAUGAGCUGUACCAGCCCUGUCCUCCACCUUCUCCGGACCUGGCACCCCUGCUAGUCCAACAGCCUGGUUCCACCGCUGGAGAGGUCCACAGGCCCUCCGAGAGUGACUCGGGAUGGCAGGAUCCCCCGGAGUGUGAGGCCAAACCCAAGCCAAAGCCAGUCAACCUGCGCAAUGCUGUGGCUACCGUGGUCGUCACCGGGGUGGUGUGUGGGAUUGUGUGCCUCAUGAUGCUGGCAGCUGCUGUCUACGGUUGCACCUACGCAGCUAUCACAGCCGGGUGCCACGGGAGACCCUUGGCACCAGCCGGUGAUUCUGAGAAGAUGGGAAGCAAGGAGCCAACACACACAGUUCCGCAGCCUGAGGACCUCCGUGCCAAAGUCCUUGAUCGCCGAGGGCUGCAGGAAAUGUCUGAGUGGGCCUGAUAUGUUUCACCGCUCUUGUACCAUGUUAUGUCUCCCAAAACAACUAAGGAAAAAGCAUGUGUCUGUUAAAAAAAAAAGGUACCCAAAUUUAUGGGAAGAGAUUUA